This is a messenger RNA of Cannabis sativa, 1188 nucleotides long. RefSeq lists its product as uncharacterized. Bases 1 to 1188 code for a protein of 395 amino acids. Gene Ontology annotation, molecular function: RNA-DNA hybrid ribonuclease activity; nucleic acid binding. NCBI's taxonomy places the organism in Eukaryota, Viridiplantae, Streptophyta, Magnoliopsida, Rosales, Cannabaceae. The record is from RefSeq and is a predicted model, not a curated record. The transcript has a single exon.
AUGACUAGGGAGACUAAGGUAGCCGAGCUCCUGUCUCAGAAUGGUGGAUGGAAUUUCCAGCUGCUCCACCAGUUGUUUAAUCAAGAAACAAUCUCUGCUAUCCUCAGCGAAGGUGUCCCUACUGGCAGGGGAAAGGAUAGCUGGGUCUGGACCUUGGAAAAUAAUGGUAGGUUCACCUGCAAAUCUGCCUACUUGGCCCAAACCAUGGAUAAUUCCAACCCUCCAGAGGUUGCUCCCUCUAUGUGGAACAAGCUUUGGAAUAGUAAAAUCCCAGAAAGACUCAAAGUCCUUUGGUGGUGCAUUCUGUCUAAGGCUCUCCCAGUUCGUUCGGUGUUAGGUAGAAGGUUUCCUGUUGAGGACGAGAGCUGCCCCCUAUGCGGAGCAGAAAGUGAAACUUUGGAGCAUUUAUUUCUCUCCUGUAAUGUUGCCUUUCACCUAUGGCGAUCUUCUCCUUGGGGUAUUUUCCCCAUCUGUGACACGGGUAUAAGAAUGUGGGAUUGGGUUAAGUUCUUAUGGGAGCUCAAAAACAAAGGCAUUAAUGAACAGGAAAUUUUUUUAUACGCUUCGCUCAUCAUUGACACCAUCUGGCGGACAAGAAAUGAAAAGGUACAUAAUAAUAGUCCGGUGGAUAUCUUUAAAUGUAUUGACGUUAUUCGUUUUUCUUUUGCAGAUCAUCAUGCUUACUUGCUCCCUUGUCCAACCCGAUGCCUGACGGAAUCUUGGAGUCCACCCCCACAGGAUUGGGUGAAGCUCAACUGUGACGUUAGAGUGGGGAUGGAUAGCAUGUGCGCUGCAGUGGUUGCAAGGGAUCACGUCGGCAAGGUGAUCUGGGUAUCUACAAAAAGACUGGAUUUUUCUAGUGCUCUCUGUGGAGAAGCGGCGGCCUGCUGUUUGGCCAUAGAGGAGGCAAAAGCUCGCGGUAUUCAGUACCUUAUAGUGGAGAGUGAUUCGAGGGUGGUGAUCGACGUCCUUAAUGGGAAGGAGUCCCGUUGGGAGAUUGAUAACUAUGCCUCUUUUUGUAAAACCACCUCCACCUCUUUUAUUGGUUGUACUUUUCAUUUCGUUAGUAGACAGUGUAAUUUUAUGGCCCAUAAUGUGGCUAACUGGGCUUUUUCCAAUCUGAGGUUUGGCGCUGUGCCGAUCUCCUCUUUGCCUGAAACUAUAUGUUGUAAUGACCGGGAGGUCUAA